AUCCCUUCAACCUCUGGUAUUUUUAGGAAGAAAUUGAUCUUCCUUUUCUGCUGUUAAAAAGGGAAUGGAUGGGAGGCUUCAGUUUCUGAUUUCUCAUUUCAUUCCCAUUUCCCACCUCUCCCUCCACUUGGCUGGGGUUUGAUUGAAGGGAAAUCCAAAGAAGAAAUGGCGGAAGAACAUAGAUGUCAAGCACCAAAAUUAUGUGCUAACAACUGCGGAUUACUGGGAAACCCCGCGACGCAGAAUCUUUGUUCUAAAUGUCACCGUGAUUUUCAGCUUAAACAACAUCAAUCUUCCUCCGCAAAACACGCGAUUAAUCGAACCCCAAUCCCUUCGACAUCGAGUUCAUCUCCCUUCGAGGCGAAGAAUGAACAGACGGCGGAAACGAAGGUGGAGAUGAUGGCGACGGAGGCCGUGGUCGAGGUUAGACCAAACCGAUGCCUGAGCUGCAACAAACGCGUGGGGUUCACGGGGUUCAAGUGCAGGUGUGGGAUGGUGUUUUGUGGGAUCCAUAGGUACCCUGAAGAACAUGGUUGUAGUUUCGAUUUCAAAGCCAUGGGAAAGCAACAGAUCGCCAAAGCUAAUCCUGUUGUGAAGGCUGCCAAGCUUCAUAAAAUAUGAA
Hibiscus syriacus is the source of this 622-nucleotide messenger RNA. RefSeq names its product zinc finger A20 and AN1 domain-containing stress-associated protein 3-like. The record is from RefSeq and is a predicted model, not a curated record. Lineage: Eukaryota; Viridiplantae; Streptophyta; Magnoliopsida; Malvales; Malvaceae. Gene Ontology annotation, molecular function: zinc ion binding; DNA binding. The transcript has 2 exons. The coding region runs from base 166 to 621 and encodes 151 amino acids.